Zymoseptoria tritici IPO323 is the source of this 1615-nucleotide messenger RNA. RefSeq lists its product as uncharacterized. The transcript has 5 exons. Lineage: Eukaryota; Fungi; Ascomycota; Dothideomycetes; Mycosphaerellales; Mycosphaerellaceae. Gene Ontology annotation, molecular function: cobalt ion binding; serine binding; pyridoxal phosphate binding. The record is from RefSeq and is a predicted model, not a curated record. Gene Ontology annotation, cellular component: cytoplasm. Gene Ontology annotation, biological process: tetrahydrofolate interconversion; L-serine catabolic process; folic acid metabolic process. The coding region runs from base 41 to 1615 and encodes 524 amino acids.
CUCACUUGUUCCCUUUGCGCGUCUUCCACUCCCCGCAAGCAUGGCGUCCCUUCGCACAUCGGUCAGGAGCACUGGCUCGCUUUUCAACCGAGCGUGUACGCGUCCAGUUCCCGCACAGCGAUUGCUCGCACAGCAGACGUGGCGAUCGCUUUCCACAGCAGAUCAGCAGCAGAAGCUGCUGUCCUCCAAGCUCGAUGAGGCCGAUCCGACCGUUUACGAUAUCAUCCAAAAGGAAAAACGACGACAGAAGCACUUCAUAAACCUGAUCCCCUCGGAGAAUUUCACGAGUCAAGCAGUGUUGGACGCGCUGGGAAGCGUCAUGCAAAACAAAUACUCGGAAGGAUACCCAGGUGCACGAUACUACGGUGGAAACGAGCACAUCGACGAGGCGGAGCGACUAUGUCAACAGCGUGCAUUGGAGACCUUUGGUCUGAAAGACUCGGAGUGGGGCGUCAACGUACAACCUCUGUCCGGCUCGCCAGCCAAUCUCUACGCCUACUCCGCUGUACUCAACGCCCACGACCGGAUUAUGGGCCUCGAUCUGCCUCAUGGUGGCCACCUGUCCCACGGCUACCAACUCCCAACGAAGAAGAUCUCCGCAAUCUCCAAAUACUUCGAAACAUUACCAUACCGCUUGGACGAGAGCACAGGAUUGAUUGAUUACGACCGAUUAGAAGAGAUGGCAAUGCUGUACCGACCGAAGAUCAUCAUCGCUGGAACGAGUGCAUACAGCAGAUUGAUCGACUACAACCGGUUCCGCGAGAUUGUGAACAAGGUGGGCAACUGCUACUUGCUAAGCGACAUGGCGCAUAUUUCUGGUCUGGUGGCAGGCAAGGUCAUCCCUUCACCGUUCGACGUCUCAGAUAUUGUCACCACAACUACACACAAGAGCUUGCGAGGGCCACGCGGAGCCAUGAUCUUCUUCCGCAAAGGAGUCCGCAGCGUCGACAAGAAGGGAGUCGAGACAAGGUACGAUCUCGAGGGUCCCAUCAACUCUUCAGUCUUCCCAGGCCACCAGGGAGGUCCUCAUAACCACACCAUCACCGCAUUGGCUGUCGCGCUUAAGCAAGCGCAGCAACCCGAGUUCAAGGAAUACCAGAAGACCGUGCUCGAGAACGCUCAAGCCUUCGCCCAAAGAUUAGGAGGCAGCAAAGAUUCCGACGGGCUCGGUUACACCAUCGUCUCCGGCGGAACCGACAACCACCUUGUCCUCAUCGACCUCAAAGACAAAGGCAUCGAUGGCUCUCGUGUUGAGCGAGUGCUCGAGCUCGUUGGCGUGGCGUCCAACAAGAACACCGUGCCAGGCGACAAGUCUGCAAUGAAGCCCGGUGGACUUCGCAUGGGAACACCAGCCAUGACGACCAGAGGAUUCCAGCCGACGGAUUUCAAGCGUGUGGCCGAUAUCGUCGACCGGGCCGUGACCAUCGCCAAGACGCUUGACGUGAAGGCGAAGGAGGCGGCAGAGAAGAGUGGCAGGAAGAACCCGGGUAGCGUGAAUGCCUUCAGGGAGUUUGUUGGUGAGGGUGAGGAAGUGCCUGAGAUUGUGGAACUGAGGAGGGAGGUGGAGGAGUGGGUGGGCACAUUCCCACUGCCGUGGAUCGCAGAGAAGUCAUAG